Trichogramma pretiosum is the source of this 10366-nucleotide messenger RNA. It is a transcript of the gene Ten-a, whose product is annotated as teneurin-a. Gene Ontology annotation, biological process: motor neuron axon guidance. Bases 1 to 8202 code for a protein of 2733 amino acids. The transcript is spliced from 20 exons. The record is from RefSeq and is a predicted model, not a curated record. Lineage: Eukaryota; Metazoa; Arthropoda; Insecta; Hymenoptera; Trichogrammatidae.
AUGACGAAGAAGGGCACGCACAGGCUGCGCUUUCAUUUACACGUCAUCGUAAUAAGCGAGCAGCAGCAAGACAAAGCACAUCUGCCGCCUCUGCCGACGCGCUCGCAUAUAGUGGUCAGCACCAGCAACAACGAAUACAAGUUACCACCACAGCAGCAGCAGCCAGGCCAGCAACAGCAGCCCGGCCAGGGCCAGGGCGUCGUCGGCACGCUGGGCUCGACGACGGGUAACGGCGGCACCGGACCGCAUCCGGGCGGUCCCCAGCAGCCGCUGGUCAUGUCGGGCUUCCCCAUGAGGGCUGCGGCGGUGCCCCACUACUCGCCCUACUCGCCGUCGCGCUUUCACAUCGACAAGCGCUGCCAGCAUCGCUGCUCCUGGAAGUGCUUCAGCAUCGCCAUGAUACUGGUUAGCGUGGCGCUGGCCUCGAUGGUCGCUUACUUUGCCGCGGUUAAUUCGAUGAAACCAAUCGACAGCUCGAAUUGCGUUAUGGUGCAAGACGUCAAGUCCGCCACUCACGACCAUGCAAAUAUCCACGACUCCAUAUCAACGCCGCAGCUACCGACUGAAGAGAGCCUGCCGACGAGCACAGCGGAGCACUCGUCGGCCUCGCACGCCGACUCCGCCGAUCAUCAGCAGUCGCAUCAGCAGCAGCAGCAGCACCAACAGCAGCAACACCAGCAGCAACACCAGAGCGACCCGCAGAUCCAGCAGUCCGCGGCGCAGCACUGGCCCGCUGUGCUCGAGCUCCAAUCCUACAACGUCGCCCACACCGCCGUCAUACCGCCCUACAACUUCUGGAACUCGGAGUUUCGCAACAAGCAGCCGGCCUUCAUCCGGCUGAAUCUGACGCUGCCGUGGGGCGCCAACUUCGCCGUCUACGGCCGACGCAACGUCGCGCCCAGCGUCACUCAGUACGACUUCGUCGAGUUCGUGCGGGGCGGCCGGCUGGAUCAUCGUCUGAAGCGCGACGUGUUGGCCGCGGCCGGCGUCGCCGCGGUCAGCUUCACCAGUAGCUUGGGCUCGCAGGAGUACGUCGUGCAGCCCCGUGUCUUUACGAACGAGGAGGACAGAAGGAGAGGCGGCGCACGCAGCGACCAUCUGCUGUACAAGAGGUCGAAUUUCGAGGCGAUGAUGGUGAACGUCAGUCUUCUGCAGUAUCUCGACACCGGACGUUGGUUCCUGUCGGUCUACAACGACGAGCUGCAGCCCUACACGGUCACCCUAAUUGUCACCGAGGCCGAGGGUGUAUCGACCACCUGUCCAAACGACUGCUCUGGCAGGGGUUCGUGCUAUCUUGGCAGAUGCGACUGCAUCGACGGCUAUCAGGGUGCGGACUGCAGCAAGAGCGUCUGCCCGGUGCUGUGCUCGAACCACGGCCAGUACGGGGGCGGCAUGUGUCACUGCGAGGAGGGCUGGAAGGGCGCCGAGUGCGACAUACCCCUGGUCGACUGUCAAGUGCCCGACUGCAACAGGCAUGGCCAGUGCGUCCGCGGCUCCUGCGUCUGCAAUCCCGGCUGGAAGGGCGACUUUUGCUCCGAACCGGACUGCGCCGACCCGAACUGCGGCGGUCACGGGGCCUGCGUGUCGGGCAAGUGCUACUGCAAGGCCGGCUGGCAGGGCGAGCGCUGCGACCAGGUCGACCAGCAGAUCUACCAGUGCCUGCCGCGCUGCUCCGAGCACGGCAGCUACGACCUCGAGACCGCAGCGUGCGUCUGCGAGGAGCACUGGACCGGCGUCGACUGCUCGCAGCCCAGCUGCGGACUGGACUGCGGACCCCACGGCACCUGCGAGAAAGGACGCUGCAAAUGCCAAGACAACUGGACGGGAACGAAAUGCGAUCAGAAGCCGUGCGAUCCGCGCUGCGCCGAGCACGGACAGUGCAGGAAUGGCACCUGCGUGUGCAGCCAAGGAUGGAACGGCAAGCAUUGCACUUUGCCGGGCUGCGAGAACAAAUGCAGCGGCCACGGCUCUUGUACCCCAGUGGGAGGCGAGUCCGUCUGCGAGUGCGUGCCCGGUUGGGCCGGUCGUGACUGCAGCAUCGAGCUCGAGACCAUAUGCGACGACGACAUCGACAACGACGGCGACGGCAUGAGGGACUGCUCGGACAGCGAGUGCUGCUCGCAUCCGUCGUGCCAGGACCACCUAAUGUGCUUGUCGAGCAAGGACCCGGUCGAGGUGCUGCUGAGAAAGCAGCCGCCGAGCGUCACCGCGACCUUCCACCAGCGGGUCAAGUUCCUCAUCGAGGAGAACAGCGUACAGAGUUACGCGCGAACAGACGAGUACAGCGAGAAUGCGUUCUGGAGUUCCUUUGAUCCGCGUCGUGUUGCGGUGAUGCGAGGACAAGUCGUAACGGAGCAAGGACUCGGCAUAAUAGACGUCAGGGUAUCCGUCGACAAGGACCAGCGCUUCGGCUUUACCCUAACUCGAGCCGGCGGAUGGUUUGACAUCCUGGUGAACGGCGGAGGAGCGGUGACUCUGCAGCUGCAGCGCAGCCCCUUCACCCCCAUGACGCGGACGGUCUUCGUACCCUGGAAUCAGAUCGUCGUGCUGCCGCCCGUGGUGAUGGUCGUCAGCGGCGAGGAGGGCGACUCUUACAGAUCGAUUAAUCAGCUGCCUACUCCCGUCAUCGGCUCGCCAGGCUUUCCAGGCUACUCAGGAAAUUUGUUCGACGAGCACGGCCCGUGCAUGAAGCACGAUCACGAAACUCUACGUCCAAUAAUCGUCGGUACAUGGAUGCCAGAAAAAGUUGGAGGACUGCCAGGCAAAAGUCUAGUAUUCGCCGAGACACAGAUCGUGCAGGAGAGCAUAGCGAUACCGGGCUCGCAUCUGCACCUGGUCUACCGCAGCAGCCAAGCGGCCGGCUACCUGUCGACGGUCCAGAUGCAGCUCACCGGCUCGUUCAUACCCAAGAGCCUGACCCACGUGCACGUGCACGUGCAGAUCGAGGGCUCGGUCCACACCAAGACCUACGAGGCCGACCCGAAUCUCACGCACACCUUCGCCUGGAACAAGCGCAACGUCUACAAGCAGAAGGUCUACGGGGUGGCGCAGGCGCGUAUCAGCGUCGGCUAUCAGUACCAGGGCUGCGCCGCCGUCAUCUGGGAGACGCAGACCGCCACCCUCCAGGGCUUCGACGUCGACAUCUCCGACGUCGGGGGCUGGGGCCUGGACAUACAUCACCACUACAACUUCCACGAGGGCAUACUGCAGAAGGGCGACGGCUCGACCCUGCACUUCAAGCAGUACCCGCGCAAGGUGAACGUGGUGAUGGGCACGGGACAGCGUCGCGACAUGAACAACAACGACGACGACUUCAACGGUCUGGCCAGGGACGCCCGACUCCUGACCCCGGUCGCGCUGGCCAGCGGACCCGACGGCAGCAUCUACGUCGGCGACUUUGAUCUCGUGCGCAGAAUCACGCCCGAGGGCAAAGUUUACACUGUGCUACAGCUCAGUGCCACGCAAGUAGCGUACCAGUACUACCUGUGCGUGUCGCCGGCCGACGGCCAUCUGUACAUAAGCGAUCCGGAAAAGCAUCAGAUUCUCCGUACGCUCACGCUCACCGACGUCAAGGAUCCACGCCUCAAUAUCGAGCCGGUGGUUGGCAACGGCGAGCGUUGCAUACCCGGUGACGAGGGACACUGCGGCGACGAGGGACCUGCCGAUAAAGCCAAGCUCGCACAUCCCAAAGGAAUCGUCAUAGCCGCCGACAAGACCAUGUUCAUAGCCGACGGCACGAACAUCCGAGCGGUCGAUCCGAACGGAAUAAUCCACACGCUGGUGGGCCAUCACGGACAUCACAAUCACUGGUCGCCGGCGCCCUGCGUCGGGGCCAUACCGGCCCAGCAGGCUCAACUCCAGUGGCCCACCGGCCUCAGUCUGUCGCCCCUCGACAAUUCUCUGCACUUCAUCGACGAUCGUCUCGUGCUGAAACUCACCGCCGAUCUGAAGGUGCGAGUCGUCGCCGGCACCCCGCUGCACUGCACCUCGAGCGCCAACAACGCCCUGGAGCUGCAGAAGGCCGCCAUGGCCAGCAACGUCAGCCAGAACGUCACGCUGACCAGCAGCCUGAUAAUGCAGAAGAAGAUGGACGAGGUGCUCGGCUCCGUUCUGGCCAUAGCCUUCUCGCCGACGGGCGAGCUCUACAUCGCCGCCCGAGACUCGCACCGUGUCAACAGCAUCAGAAUCGUCGACUCGGCCGGCAAGAUGUCGCACUUCGCCGGACAGCAGCGCGACGACGUGCGAGGCCAGUGCGAGUGCAACAACACGACUCCGAGCAGCGGCGCCGACGCGGACGCGAGCUGCGUCUGUCCCGACGACUCGUCGAGCAGCAGCAGCGCCGAGACGCUGCUAUCCUCGAACGCCAAAUUCACCUCGAUCUCGGCACUGACCGUCUCGGCCGACGGGGUGCUGCACGUGGCCGAUCAGGGCAGCCUGCACAUACUCGCUUUGCAGCCCUACCUGCCGAAUCACGACGAGAGCGGAGAAUUCAAUAUUCCAUUCCCGCCUUCCAACGAGGUUUACGUCUUUAACAGAUACGGACAGCACGUAGCUACCAAAGAUCUUACGUCGGGCAAGACGAGGUACUCCUUCCUUUACAGCAAGAAUACGAGCUUCGGAAAGUUGUCCACCGUAACCGACAGCGCCGGCAACAAGAUUCAGUUCUUGAGGGACUACAGCAACGCCGUCAGUUCCAUCGAGAACACUCAAGAUCACAAGUCCGAUCUCAAGAUAUCGGGCGUUGGCUUCCUCGAGAAGCUCACCGAGAAGGGACGCGCGGAAAUUACACUGGGCUACGACAGCGACACCGGCUUGCUCACCAGCCGAUCAGGGGGUCGUGAAACUUAUAUCUACAACUACGAUAGCAUCGGUCGAGUCACAGAUGUUAUUCUGCCCACCGGAGAAAAGGUCAAACUCAAUUCCGAUCUGGCCACCGACGAGGGUCUCAACGUCAAAGUGGCCGCGCCGUUGUCGUCGCUGAAACAGGGCGACUCGCAGCGCUUCAUGGAAUUCAAAAUGAGAAACGAGAGAUCGCAGGUGCUCACCAUCAUUGACGGCACGAUGAUCAAGAAGGCCACGGCCUUCACCAACAGCACCCUGGAAGUCGAACUGCCGGGCGGAGGCCGAGUCAUCAGCGCCGCCCUGACCAAGCACCCGCUGCUCAAGGCAUCGCUCCCCGUCGAGGCGGAGAUGCUGCCGAUGUGGAGCUACCGAUCCAUGUCGCUCGGCGAACUGACCAACGUCAUGACGACCACUUACAAUCUCGUCGGCGAAGUGAGUCGACCCCAGCAGACUCUGAACCGAGAAAUCUGGGUGAACGACUCGCGCAUCGUCAGCGUCGAAUUCGACCAAGCUUACUCCCGCGAGACCUUCUACGACAAAAUGCGCAAUCCACUGCUUACCGUCACCUUCGAUCCCGCUGGCCUGCCUCUGCAAUGGCAGCCCUACGAGCACGGCUACAAUUUGAGCAUCACCUACGACCGUUUCAAUCGUAUACAGGCCUGGUCUUGGGGUCCGUCCGACGAAUCCUACCUCUACGAUAGAGAGGGUCAACUGGCGCAGAUCAGCAACAGCCAAGACGGCAGCAAGACCUACGGCUACAACGAGCUCAAUUCGCUCAGCAAGAUCACUCUGGCCAGUGGCCGAGAGUUCAAUCUGCUCUACGACGAGGACGGUGGCUUGCGUCACAUCGUCCUGCCCUCGGGCGAGAGGCACUCGUUCUCCUGCCAGGCCUCGCUGGGCUUCACGCGCAUCACCUACACGCCACCGGGCAGCUCUCGAUCCUAUCUGCAGCACUACAGCCACGAGGGCAACCUGCUGCAGACCGUCUUCCCGGGCGACGGAGCGCGCAUAGUUUAUCGACACCACAACUCCGGCCAGCUGGCCGAGGUCGUUCACGGCGACGGCAAGAGCGAGAUAUUCUACACGGAGACGGGCCUGCCGUCCGAGGUCAUACACUCGGAACGCGACGUCGAGUACAAGUGGGACUAUCAGUACAGCGCUGGUCUUCUCGUCGAGGAGCGCAUCGACUUCGGAGCCAAGACCGGUCUGAGUAACGCCAAAUUUACUUUCGAGUACGAUUCCAACUUCCGACCUGUCUCGGUGCAAGGUAGAAUUGGAGGUCUGACCUUGCCCGCUCACGGCAUGGCCUACAGUCAACGAACUGGCACUCUGGAGCAGAUCGGCCAAUUCAAGAUCCUGCGGCCCGGAUCGAAUGAGACUCAAGUUCACGACGGCACGGCCGUAUUCUCACGCACCACCGACGAUCGCUUCCUCGAGACCCAACUCACCGUCACGAUUCGCAACCUCGAAGUCUUCAAGAUGGAGUUCACGCACGACUCGCGCGGCAGGAUCAAUCAGACGCGCACCUACACGCGCAACGUCGGAGUCAACACCUACACGAACGUGAAAAAUUACACCUGGGACUCGGACGGUCAAUUGGCCGGCGUCGAGGCUCAAGAGCCCUGGGGAUUCCGCUACGACGUCAACGGCAACAUGCUGUCGCUGACCUAUCGCGGCAACAACAUACCCAUGGAGUACGAUAAGAUGGACCGCAUCAUCAAGUUCGGCGAGGGUCAUUACAAGUACGACAAUCGCGGCUCGGUCAUCCAGAACGCCCGCGAGGAGAGAUUCAGUUAUAAUGCCAAGGGAUUGUUGACGCGCGCCACCAAGCGUGGACGAUUCGACAUCAAAUACUACUACGAUCAUUUGGAUCGGCUGUCCGCAAGAAAAGAUAACUACGGCAACGUCACCCAAUUCUUCUACAACAACCAGCAGAGACCCUACGAGGUCAGCCAGAUAUACAGUCCGCGAGAUGGCAAGCUCAUGUCACUGGUCUACGACGACAGGGGUCAUCUCAUUUACGCCCAAGUCUACAGGCACAAGUUCUAUAUAGCCACUGAUCAGUGCGGCACACCUGUCAUGAUAUUCAAUCAGUAUGGAGAGGGUAUUCGAGAAAUAAUGAGGUCACCCUAUGGCCACAUAGUCUACGACUCCAAUCCAUAUUUGUAUUUACCAGUCGAUUUUUGUGGCGGUUUACUUGAUCAGAUAACUUCGUUAGUCCACAUGCCCAAUGGCAAAGUAUACGACCCACUGAUAGGUCAAUGGAUGUCACCAUUAUGGGAGAAUGUCGUGGACAGACUUCAAAAUCCCACACACCUUCAUUUGUACCGAUUUAAUGGAAACAAUCCCAUUGAUGUACGACGAACUUCAGAAACUAAUUUACCUACAGAUCACACAAGCUGGCUCGCCAAUCUGGGUUACGACUUGAAGAGUCUGGCUCCUCAAUUAUUCCCAGACACUUUGCCCAGCAGCCUAGUCCCGCCGUCGCUGGAUACCGUAGGAUCGGCGAUAUUCGUCGGCAAGAGAAGCGAGAGCAGCUUGGGCGUCCGGUCGGGCUUCCUUGCUUACAUCGAUCAGCGCCACUCGAGCGACGCCGUCGGCUUGUGGGCGCCGCAACGCUCGGCUCUCAAGAAAGACAGCUCCGAUCUGAUCCCGACGCGUUUGGGAGCCGCGGCAGAGCCACCGUUCGGCCGAGGCAUCUUGGUGUCGCGCACUAAAAAUGGUCGAGCAGUCGUAUCGUCCGUGCCUUCGGCCAAUUCGAUUUACAAGGACGUGUUCACGACCGUGUUCAACGAGUCGCACUUCUUGCCCUUCACGUUCGUCGUGCACAACUCGCAACAGGACGCCUUCUACUUCGUCAAGGAGCAGGCCUGGCGCGCCUCCGAGGACCAAGGCCAGCUGAAGAGACUGGGCGGCCAAGUGAACGUGACGUUCCACGAUAGCGGCAGCAACGGAAGCGGCAGCUCCGACAAGACCGGCCUGACCGACGUGAAGAUUCACGGGCCGACUUACGUGAUCAAUCUGCGCUACGGCACGACGGCCGACAAGGAGCGCCAGCGACUGCUGCAUCACGCCAAGAUGAGCGCGGUUCGCAAGGCCUGGCACCGAGAGCACGAGGCUCUCAAGAGCAACACGCCCACGAGCAUCGAGUGGAGCGCCAGCGAGCAGGACGAGAUCGUGAAGCUCGGCAAGGCCCAGAGCUACGAGGCCGAGUACGUGCACGACCCGCAGCUGUACCCCGAGCUGGCGGAGGAUCCCUACAACAUUAGGUUCGUCAAGAGGUCCCUGGACGCCAAUGCCAGCAAAAAGAGACGCCGGAGAAGAGCAUGCAGCAUCUGGUGGCUCGACAAGUUCUGCUAGGAUACGUCGACCUUAGUGAUUUAUAGCGAUUUACUAACUGUGAAAAAAACGGUGUGAACUGUGAAAAUGAUCGUUUUAUACCAAAGUCUAUUUGUGUAUUUAAAGAAAAUAUUGAGUGCAGGUGCGCAAAAUCCGAGCUAGAGGCUACGAGUGCUAAAAAUGCCAAACUACGCGCACUGCCGAUGCACCGCACCCUCUGUGUUUAUAUAAAUAUAAAUAUACAAGAAUACUAUGUAACAUUAGAUUUAUAAGAAGAGCCUGUCCACACUCUUUUCCACGUGAAUUCAACUCUACGGCUGGAGAUACUUCAAACAGAUAUUUAAUGAUAAAGAAAUUAUUAGGACAUUCGGGCUGAUACCUUAGCAAAUUAAUUAUUUACUAUGAUUACAAUAACUACAAAAAAUUAAUGUGUAAGAUGAAAAAAAAUGAUAUUUAGAGUCGACUCGAUGCAAUCGACCGAUUAAGAUUUAUAUGAUAUAUAUUUAUUUCGAUACUCGCCAUUACUAUACUAUAAAAAGUAUUGACGGUGUAAAAAAGAACAGAAAAAAUUCCAAACUAUCGCUUUGAACGCUUUUGGUAUGCUUGUGAGUUUGUGUUUUUGUGUGUGAUAGAGUAAAAAAACUGACGAUCGCGUUCUCAAAAUCUCAAUUGCAUCCUUAUAUUAUACGACAAAGGCCAGUUUCAAAAGUGCGCAUAUUUAUAGACGAUCACCUUCGUGCAGCGAAUUGUGAACCUAGUCAAUAAAAUAGCUUUAAUUGCAGAAGGUCGAGCGCGCGCCAAUUCAGGGAUUACCAUAUAAAAUGCAUAUUCAAACCUCUACUAUAUCUUGACACUGCCGCCAAGCCUCAAGAUUAAACCUUUUUUAAUAUGAAUUGUACAUUUUUAACCCCAUCGCAUCGAUUAUCCUUUUGAAAUGGGAUGGGGUUGAGAUACGAUUGCAGUUUUGAUCAUGCAUGAGAGAUGAUGUUUUUUGUGGUGCUUUAGUUUGUGCAGUGGGGCAAUCACAAGCACAAAACGCGUAUUUUGAAAAAAGAUUUUGAAAGAUAAUUCACUGAUAAUCACUAUGGCACUGGCACUUUCAUAGCGUCCACGUUUGAGUGAUUUGUCAAGAAGAAAAUAUAAUUGAUGCAACAACAUUAAACUAAAGGUACAUGUUGAGAGAUUAUGGUAAUUCGUGUUUACAUAAGAAUGAAUAUGUGACUGUGUGUGUAUAGCUAAAUUGAAUUUAAUAUUAUAAGAAAAUACAAUUUCGUGAAUUGUCGAUACAUAGAAGUGAUAAUGUACGGUAUUAAUCCAUAUAUAAUGUAUAUGUAAUUGUGCUUAUUAUUGAUGAGUAAAUCGCAUGUACAUCCUAAUUCAGGAAAAAUCAAGAUGAUUUAUUUUUUCUUUCGAGUAAUCGUUGAAAAACCGAAACUGAGGAAUAAAAUAAUGUUUUGUUUUCCAAUCGCGUGUAGAAGAACGGAAAGAGCGAUGUAUUGUAUGUUCAUCUUGCGAAAAAUUUAUUAUAUAUAAAUGAAUAUAUAUAAAAAUAUAUACAAAGAUAUAUACAUGUUAUAUGAUAAACGUCCGGCUGAAAAUAAAUGCAAAAAUUUACGUAUAUACUAUGAAAAAAAAAAAAUUAACACGCGUACAUAAAAAAUGGAAAAAAUACGAUAAACGAACGAAAGUCGAUUUAUAUAUGUACAUGUAAAAUUAGAAAGAUAUUUAGGAAAAAGUGUAUAUUUUUGAUUAGUUAUCAUGUAAUUAAUAUUUUUUAGGAAGAAGAAAAUAAAACAAAAAAGUUGAACAUUUAUGAUGUUUAUGCGAAUUAUGUAAUUUAAUUAUUGACUAUUAUGCUGUCAUUUUUCAUAUGGAAAAGGGUAUUUUUCCUUUUUGUAGGGCUGAAUCAUCGACGUUAUUGUGACUCGCGUCAAUUAUGAUUCAGAUAACUUUUAUUUUAUUUUAAUAUUUACCCUUUACUUUACUACGUGCCAUAUGUAUCAUAAAAACCAAGCCGAACUUGUAAUAAUAGCUUCAUUUUGUAAGUAACACUAACGAAAGACAAAAAAAACACUGAUGUAUGUUAUAAAUUCGUUUUUUGUAUAUUCUUAUUCAAGUACAAAAUAUUUCAUCAUCAAGAAAUAUUUUGAUUGUUCAUUUAUAUAAUUUUUAUGUGUAUUGAAAA